AUGCCAGAAAAUCACAACCUGUUGGAAAGUCAAGGUUGUACACUUCUUGGAAAUAUAGUCAAGGGCAAGAAGAAACUUCUUUGUCCAUCCAAUCAAGUCAAGCUGAGAUUGCUACACACUACUUCACCAAAGUGUAUGUUGAAUGGAACCUCAAUUGAUUUCUUAUCUAAGGAGCAGUCAACUGUUGAGACUGCUACUUAUGGUUCUGAGCCUGCAGCCACUCAAACCUGUGCCAAACAGAUCAUGGAUCUCCAACAAUCCUUGAGGUACCUUGGUGUGCCAAUCAGAGGUCAAAGCUACAUGUUUGGUGACAAUGAAUCUGUCAUGAACAGUUCUUCCCUACCUGAAGCUAAGCUACACAAUCAAGAUGUUGCAUUGUCAUUCCACCGUGUGAGAGAAGCAGUAGCAGCUAACAUGCUAUCUAUUAUCCACAUUGACAGUGCUCUCAACCCAGCUGAUAUUCUCAGCAAACAUUGGGGUCAUCAGCAAAUCUGGACACUACUACCGACUCUAAUGUUCUGGUCUGGAGAUACUGCUGAACAAGAGGACUAG
Molecule: messenger RNA, 552 nt
Organism: Cylindrotheca closterium
Lineage: Eukaryota; Bacillariophyta; Bacillariophyceae; Bacillariales; Bacillariaceae
Source: the annotation of a GenBank genome assembly